This is a messenger RNA of Rhipicephalus microplus (southern cattle tick), 7147 nucleotides long. RefSeq lists its product as uncharacterized. Gene Ontology annotation, biological process: regulation of DNA-templated transcription. The record is from RefSeq and is a predicted model, not a curated record. NCBI's taxonomy places the organism in Eukaryota, Metazoa, Arthropoda, Arachnida, Ixodida, Ixodidae. Gene Ontology annotation, molecular function: zinc ion binding; RNA polymerase II cis-regulatory region sequence-specific DNA binding; DNA-binding transcription factor activity, RNA polymerase II-specific.
CCUGCCGGCAAGAUUUGCUUUUUCUCGCGAGGAGAGACGUGCGGCAUUUACUUGAAUCUAUGGUAAUGAAGUCCCGUUUUUCGACUGUUCCAAGAAGAAUGGUACCAGGCCACUGACGAGAGAAAGUAAAAGCUACUCUUGCCAAGUUUUAAGAACCAUGGACUUCUUGAAAUGUGGUUCAUGUGCCACCAUUUUCCACGAGCUUGACACGUUUAUCACGCAUAAACAAAAAGGAUGCACUGGAAAGCCUGAAGAUGCUGAGACCACAGAGAAAAAAGCUACUGCAGAGAAUGUUAAGAAAUCGACACCAAAGGUGGAACAAGAAACGACAGCCAAGAAGUCCGUCAAAGAUGAAGAUGCAUCCAAAGACAAGAAAGCUCCUGCCGCUCCCUCAGCCUCUAAAAACAAUGGCCUACAGAAGGCAGGUCGGCGUGGCUUUCCUGGCUACAUGCAUCAGCGCUUGCGGCAACAAAAGAAGCUUCAGAUGCAACGUGCCUGCAAGGUAGCAGCCGCUGAGCGGCAGCAGCAGGCCUCCAAAGCCCAGCAGACACGAACGCAUGCUCCUGGAACAUCUCUUGCCUGUGGUCGCUGCGAAGGCUGCAGCCGAACUGAGGACUGUGCUCAGUGUGCCAACUGCACGGAGAGAAGGGUGGGUGCUCGAGGGCCAAGGAAAAAAUGCCUGCUGAGGCGCUGCGAAAACAGCACAGCACAGAAAAAGAAAGUGUACAUAGUGGAGAAAAUACUAGAGAAGAGAGUGAAUGCCGCCGGAAAGGUUGAAUAUCUCCUCAAAUGGAAGGGAUACCCAGACUCAGAAAACUGCUGGGAGCCGGAAGAAAACAUUAUCAGCAAGCGACUCAUUCAUUUAUUUGAAAAAGAACAAGAGGCUGCCCGCACUGAGAGCAAAACGGACGCCAAAGAUGAACUCGGCAGCUCCUCGAGCAAAGAGAUAAAAGACGAGGAUGAAAGCACGAGUGAAGAUGCGGAAGCAACCACCCAUAAGCGCAUAUUCUCGGCACUGGGCCUCCACCGACAAGGAGAGGAGCUCGCGACACCCACUACCGAACCAGGUCGCAGAGGCCGCAGUAGUAAGUCAGCUGCAAAAGACUUUAUUAAGACAGUGUGCAGCAAAAGGUCGCGGAGCCCAGAGUCACUUGCUUCUUCAACGCGAAUCUCGAACGCAUCAACAGGCACUCCGCUGUCCAAACAACCUUCAACCAUAAUGAGUCCGAGCGCUCGGGAAGGGGCUGCUGGUGACGCAGCGGCAUUGGGUGAAGUGAAAGAGGAAGAGACAGAGUCCAUAGCAAUCAUCUACAUCCCAAAUCCGGACGAUCCCGGCAAGUACAUUACUGUGAAAGGGGAUCAUCGGCAAGUGAGUGCCUUGGACAGGGUGGACCUGAACCCUGUGGUUGUUUUAGGUCCCAAGCAUCCGGACAUCAGAAGCAUACCUGGGCCAUCGAGUGGUGGUACAGGGACGGAAACAAAGGAGCCAGCCUCAUCAACGGCCGCCAAGUCACAGGAAGAGCCACGAGUAAUCAAUGUGGAGGUGGUUCAGCUAGGCUCUCUCGAAGAGGAAGGGGAAGGUGGCUCGUUCUCUUCGCCCUACCGCAAACCGUCGGUGGUCGCUCGAGCACGCAUGAAAGCUGUUGGAAUGUUCUCAUCACCGUCGCGCCAGAUGGCCUACCACCGGGGUCCUGGCAGGCCACGCAAGACAACCCUCUCAGUGCCUACGCCAUCUCGCAGAGGCCGCAAAAGGAAACGGCCGUCCAGGGAUGACUUCUACUACGGCGAUGAUGAUACAGAGUUUGUACCUUCCGUGUCCCGUUCGACCAAAUGCAAGACAUGUGUGCAAGUUGUGGGUGAAGAUGUAGACCCCUCAGCGUCUGUUGUGCCUGAUGUGCCCAAAAGGAAAGUGGGCCGGCCGCGCAAAUAUCCACCACAUCCGAUGCACCACUUUUCACCAGAACAGCGCAAGAUGUUGGCGGCUCGACGUGGUCGCAAGAAACUAACGCAGCCGCGUACUCGACGAAACCGCGUGUUUGUGGUAAUGGCCGACGGCACCAUGGUAGAAGUGUGCGGCACAGACCGACAGAAGGCGGUUGAGCGGGCAACCGAGAAGGUGCGCGCCAUGCGGGAAGGUGGUGCCGACACACUCGCUACGGACGAAACGGACCCUGCUGAGGACGAGGACAGCAUGCCAGCAGCACCGGCUGUGAGCAUGGCAACAGCGCAAGCUACUGCUAAGGAAUCUGCUCCGGACAGUGCUACCGGCAGCAUUGGUACAGCAGUGCCAAGCGUAACAAGUCCUACCGGAGCUGGCAACCCACAAGGUGUGAUAGGCAAUCGGAAGAGGAGCAGCACCCAGAUGAGCCUGGAGGAGUGCACCAAUGACGCCGUGGAUGACACGCACACUCUCAAGCUGCCCAACACAGUGCAGCUGGUAGAAAGCGAACUCCCACUGGCCGAGGCUGAAAACGCGGACUCCCUCAUCGGCAUGUUCCUCUUCCGACAGGUGUUCUCCCCUAACGACACCAGCCUGCAAUGCCUGUUCUGCCAGUCCAAGUAUGUGUUCCGUUUCCCCGUUGACCUGGAGAAGCACUACCAUGUGAUCCACGAAAUAGCCGUGCAUAGUGCCAAGGCAGAGUUCAGCGAGGCUGUGGUGUUUGUGUGUGUGCCCCCAGAUGUCACUGAGGACACCACACUGAACUCCACGUGUCGGUUCUGCGACCUCACUCUGCGCACCCUCUCAGAGGUACGCGACCACUACCCGGAGGUUCACUCCAAGACUGUGCGACUUGUCGCUGAGUCAGCAGUGGCUGAACUGGCGAGCCAGUUUUUCUGCAGCGUGUGCUCGUGGGCCUCGUCCACCUUCGAGCAGCACCACAGCCACAUGAAGGCAGCGCACCGGAUGCAGACGUACACUUGCCGCUAUUGUGGGUACUGCACACCGAGGCCAGGCCGCCUUCGUUUCCACGUCAAGCAGCGCCACCUGCAAGACCAGCCGGGUCCGCACCUGCAGUGCUCGGUGUGCUCUGUCUACGUGCAUGGCCGAGAACGACUGCACAAACACAUCCUGCUCUCGCAUGCCGUACAGACAGGCCCACAGACGUGGUCGUGUGCAAAGUGCCUGCAGCCCUGUGGUAACUCAAAAGACCUCAUGGCCCACAUCAGCCGGUGCCCACUACUGCGGGGUGACAAGGGAAAAGGUCGUGGCAGCCUGGGUUCCAGCCUGGGUGGAUCAUUAGGUGGACCAAAAACCAACCUCUUUUACAAGUGCAACAACUGUUCACUCACGUUCACCUCCGAAGAAGAGAUCAAGAAGCACAUGGCAGAUGGGGUGCACUUGCCCAAGGGCCAGCUUGCUACAGCUAGUCCGUCUGCAGUGCCAGGAGCCUCGGAAGAAGGCACUUCUAGCGGCGUGGGCGAAGCUACUGCUCCCCUGGAGUCGCCUGGUGGUCUGGAGGCUGGCAGCAGUGAGGACGACGGCCUGGCCGGCUCGUCGAGCACGUGCUUCCUGUGCUGCAUGCGCUUUGCCAGCACCCAGGCCUGCCAGAUGCACCAGCACCAUGUGCACAUGCGAUGGGUCAAGCGCGGACUGCCAGACUUCUCCAGCGAAGAUGUCCAGAGCAACCUGUACAGUAUGCCCAUGGUAGAGAACAACAGCGAGACAGAGCUGACUCAGCAGCGAGCAGUGGAAAGUAUUACGCAACAGCCUGGCUCCGAGGACGACGCGAUGGCGACCACUCAGGAGGCCUCUGGUAGCGAAGGCACCCUGCAGGCCGAGGCGUCCUCGAAGAGCCCAGAGGAAGCGGGGGCAGAAGAUGGAAAAGGCAGUGCCGCAAGUGGCACCCUCAGCUCGGCCGACAUCCCAUCAGAUGCCAAACUCCUGGAGUUGGGCUUUCCCACCAAGGUGGGCCACUACUGCCACGUGUGUGAUGCUGUGAUCAAGAGUUAUGCCCUGUACUACCUGCACAUGCACAACCUGCACCGCCUCGAGAAACGCUUUCAGUGCAUUGUGACGGCCUGCAGCCAGACUUUCACGUGCCCCAAUGCAUUCCAGCGCCAUUCACUGCGCCACAACCAAAAGUCUGACAGCUACUGCUCCAUGUGCGACAUGGUCUUUGAUGACAAUGAUCACCUUCAGGACCAUUUCCUCAGUGCCGAGCAUGCCAACAAGUACAUGCGAGUGCAGGAGAAGUACAACCGCUCGGAGCCACGUAACUACCGGUGCCGAGUGUGUCACAGCUGGUUUGGCCUGUUUGCCACUUUUGUGAAACACAUGGAGACCGAGAGCCACCAGUACCAGUGCCAGCACUGUGGCCUGCUCUUCGUCCAGCCCGGGCCUCGUCGUAACCACAUCCAGAGUGUACACCCAGAACUUGCCAACAUCUGCGAGAUAUGCGGCUCGAAGAUGGCCAACUCCCAGGCCCUUUGGAGCCACUUGUCCUUGCACAGCAUUGUGCACGAAUGCCACAAGUGCCACCGCCGCUUUCUUCAAAGAGAGCAGCUCAUGGCUCAUAUGGAAGUUCACGCGCCACCGACACCCUGCCCUUGGCAGGGCUGCAACCGCAAGCUGGCCACAAAAGUGGGGCUCUACAAUCACUUACGUAUGCAUCGUGGCGACACAGACUUCAGGUGCCUGACCUGUGGAAGAGGCUUCUUCAAGAAGAAAGCUUUAGACACUCACAUGCGACUUCACGAAGAACCCUCUGCACUGGCCAGGAUUCAGCAUUCGGACUUGGCUCAAGAUUCCCACAUUCUGGCUGAAGUGAGCCCGCAGGAGAGCCAGGAAGAAUCUGCAGGAGAGCUCAUUCAGCUUAUCUGUGCGGGCUGCCUGAACGGCUUCGAGUCUGAGGACCUGUUUGCGGCUCACAUUUGCACAGGUCACCAAGGAGAAGCCCAAGAGCAGGGCUACAUGACUGCCGAUGAUUCUGUGAUCAACAUGGUCACAGGAGAUGGCACGUUGUCAUCAGCAGAUCUUGGUGGAAGCCAGCUGAUGACCGCAACAGAAGAAGGACUCACCACAACUCUGGCAAUAAACCCGCAAGAAGAUUUGGCCACACAGCUAGCUCGAGCUGUAGCGGAAGCAACUGGUCCAGGCCAGGUGACUGUGUCUAUAAACACGGCUGACGGCAUAGCAACCAUUAGCCAGGGCCCACGAGGCCUGACGCACUUCCAAGGCGUGGAGUCUGUGACCAUGGAUUCUGCUGACAUGGAGCUUACAGAUCAACAGCAGCGGAUGUCCUCAUUGAAGCAAGAGGGAAUGGAAACAAACGAAGAAGAAGGUGGUGAUGAGCUUGUUAUACAGCAGCUCGGAGAGCCUGCAGAAGACACAUCACCACGGCAAGAGCCUGAACAGCAAGAGCAGGUAGGUACGCAAGAGAUGAUGCAUCCCGAAGAACAACCUGAGGAGCAAGUCCAAGCGGAACAAGAGCAACACCAGAUGGAAGUCACCAUGCACCAUCAAGAGCCCGAACAACAGGACAGUACCAUGGAGACCGAAAUGAGCGAACAAACAGCACAGCUGUUGAUGGCUGCUGAUCAGGAAGGCCUAGAGCACCUGGCAGUGGAGUCUGAGAAUGGCGAAGUGAUUCACUUUGCCAUCGUUCGCCAUCCGGAAGGGUCCCAGGAAGGAGUAGCUGUCACCUCAGAGGAGAUGGCCAUGCUGGCUGCUGGCGGAGAUGGCGCGUCGUCGUCUCUGGCUCGCAUCAUGACGAUGGACACAUCAUCUUACAUGGUAUCUGGCGACAUGACCACGACGUCGGCACAACUUGGCAGCGAGACGAAAGUUGUUGGUGCUCUUAAUACUGAGGCGCCUUUGCUAUCUGUGGGCUCUGGAGACUUGUGCAUGUCUCAGGAGGCAUACGACGUAGAGCAGGGAGAAACUGCUGCGGAGGCCAUGGCGGAAGGUACAGAGAGCCAAGAGCAAGCCAUCACGCCCGAAGGCAUGGCCUAUGCUGAGACCCCUGUCACCUGUGAAGGUGGUCAGAUGCCCAUUGUCAUGAUGGUACCAGGGGGUCAAGAAGGCUUGAACAUGGAGAGUGGGGAAGGUUUCGCCAAUGCUGCUGUGCUCAAGGUUCCCACCUCGGAUGGCGGGGAGAGGGUGCUCCUGAUUCCCAUCAGUUCGGAAGGCGGGAACACUGUGUUUGCUCUGCCAGGAGGACUGACACUUGGAGGUGUUGCCGAAGGACAAGAAGGGUCCGGAGCACAGCAAGGCUGUGUGACAGUGUCCCUGGAUCCUGGCUCCGCAGGCAAUGUUGGUGAGGACCAUGGCAUUCUCACACUACCAAUGGUGACGGACACAAUGACAGGCCAGGUAUCAGUGCAGUUUGCUCCCGAGCCAGGAGAAUAGGUUUCUCUGUGACGGCUCUGGCAAAAACAUAGUGUGGGAAUGCUUGCAGGAAUGGUGGAUUCUGUUCUUUUUAUGCCGUUCUCACUAUAUUGUUCGCCUUUGCGUUUCCGGUGAGGUCGUGUUAGUAAGCUUGUGCUUGGCGUUGAAGCACACAAAUUGGACAGAUGGUAAAGGGUUUCCAUCAGUUCCUCUCAUUUCUUUGUUUUUUCCUUGUGCCUUGUUCUAUUGCAGUGAUUCCCCUUGGUCUUUUUGCCCCUUUUCUCGCUCAUUUUCGCACAAGCGAAAUGUUUAAAGCCCUUGGUUUCGAUGUUGAGAACAGACGUUUUUGUAUUUUGGCAGUAUGUCUCCCGUGAUCACGCAAAAGGAAGUAAGGACUCCCAAAGACAAGGGUGUUAUGGCUUCCCGAAGUACAACUUGACACAGUCUACUCUUCUGUCAUGUCCAUUCUUAGUUAAUUUUUCAUUCUGAACUAAAAUUCAAAGCAAGCAAACUGAAUUGUCACUGAUGAUAAUUCUUUUCUUUGUAAAAUGCUGUUGGUGUGAGGCAUGGAAUGGAUGCCACAUAAUAAAGUUACAUUUAAGCGCAAUCAUCUCAUCAACUUAUAAAAUGGAGUCAUGUUCUAAAAGUCAUGAAGUGCUACUGUAAAUAUGCUUGCAUCGUUUCUUUAAGUAUACAAUUGUAGUAUACCACUGCUGUUGUCCAGUGCAGGAUUUUUGCGAAUUUGACAUCACAGUGGUAUCUUGUACAUUUUUUUUUUUUUUUGCUGUCAAUAAAGCGUGUUCACCACUCUUAACAGAA